AUGUCCCAAGCUGACGUCUCUUACAGUUGUGGCUCUUGUGGAUACCCUUUGAACUUGUCAUCAUCGAAUCGAAUCACAUCUAACAUUGCAUCUCAGUAUCAAAAGUCUGUUAAGAAAGGAUCAAUCUCUUUUUCUUCAGUUGAUCUUAGCCGAUUUACGCAGGUUGAUGAAAUAAAUUGUUUUCCUGUCCCUUGGUUUGGUCAUCGUUCAAAGACUAAAUUGCUCUGUCGCAAGUGUGGGGUUCAUAUUGGUUAUGGUUAUGAUAGAGAAACACCUGUUCUUUGUGGAUUUGAAUCUCCUAUUUCAUCUAGCUCUAGAAAAUUUGCCAUAAAGAUUCGUUCAUUACAACCUUCUUCAGAAGAAUCCUGA
Arachis stenosperma is the source of this 369-nucleotide messenger RNA. RefSeq lists its product as uncharacterized. NCBI's taxonomy places the organism in Eukaryota, Viridiplantae, Streptophyta, Magnoliopsida, Fabales, Fabaceae. Bases 1 to 369 code for a protein of 122 amino acids. The record is from RefSeq and is a predicted model, not a curated record. The transcript has 2 exons.